Messenger RNA from Malania oleifera, 2524 nucleotides. Its product is annotated as plastidic ATP/ADP-transporter-like. Gene Ontology annotation, biological process: nucleotide transport. NCBI's taxonomy places the organism in Eukaryota, Viridiplantae, Streptophyta, Magnoliopsida, Santalales, Ximeniaceae. The record is from RefSeq and is a predicted model, not a curated record. Gene Ontology annotation, cellular component: membrane. The coding region runs from base 412 to 2259 and encodes 615 amino acids. The transcript has 5 exons. Gene Ontology annotation, molecular function: ATP:ADP antiporter activity.
ACUGUUUCUGUGUCACAUUUUCGCUUAGUUGGGGAUUAACCAUUAGCUUGAGAAAUAAUUUUUUUGUUUUUUUGUUUUUUCCACUUGUCCACACUAAUUAAUCCCUUUUUAUGGCGAAAUGAAAUCUGGGCAUCAGAGCAUGUGAGCGAAUGCUUGACUGCGUGGUGUCUCUUCCUCACAUUUAUUGUUCAUUAUUUUUAUUUAUUUUGUUUUUUUAUUUUUAUUUUUAUUUUUAUUUUUAGCCUUUCUUCAACCCUUUCAGGGUUUGGGUUCAUCGUCUUCCGCUGAUAUAUAAAAGAUAUUCGUUUCUCCACCGGGCUUCUCUGAGAAAAAUCAAUCUUCUCCAGCCACCCUAUCUUUCUCUUUAUUUUUGCCUGUCUCUCUUAUGUUCUGAAGAGGCAUAGGAGAGACAUGGAGGCUGUGCUGCAGACCAAAGGGCUUCUCUCUCUGCCUGCAAACCCCAAACCCAGGGCUUUAAACCCGCAGCAGAGUCUCAGGCACAGAUUUCUCGCUCUUAAACCCAAAACCCUUGGUGGGUUUCCUCUAUCUGGUAAUGGGUUCCAAAAAUUUCAUGGGUUUGUCCAAAAAAGGCGCGGGGUUUGCAAGAAGGAGAGAGUUUUGCAUAUCUGCAGAGCCGAGGCUGCAGCCGCAGCUGAUGGGCAAACCUUGUUUGGGGAAAUAGAGCAACCCAAGUUCUUGGGUAUUGAUAUUUUGACGCUCAAGAAGAUUAUCCCACUUGGAUUGAUGUUCUUUUGUAUACUUUUCAAUUACACAAUCCUCAGAGACACAAAGGAUGUGUUGGUCGUGACAGCCCAGGGAAGUAGCGCAGAGAUUAUACCAUUCCUAAAAACUUGGGUGAACUUGCCCAUGGCUGUUGGGUUUAUGCUGUUGUACACCAAAUUGGCUAAUGUAUUGUCUAAGCAGGCCCUUUUCUACACUGUUAUCCUUCCCUUCAUCGCCUUUUUCGGGGCAUUUGGGUUUGUUUUGUAUCCUCUCAGCCACUUCGUCCACCCUACAGCCCUCGCGGAUAAGCUUCUCGCCGCGCUUGGCCCAAGGUUUCUUGGCCCGCUUGCAAUUAUGAGGAUCUGGAGUUUCUGUUUGUUCUAUGUCAUGGCCGAGCUUUGGGGAAGUGUGGUUAUCUCGGUUUUGUUUUGGGGUUUUGCAAAUCAGAUAACUACCAUUGAGGAAGCCAAAAGGUUCUACCCUCUGUUUGGCCUUGGAGCCAAUGUUGCACUUAUUUUCUCUGGCAGAACAGUGAAGUACUUCUCUAAUUUGAGAAAAAACCUGGGUCCUGGAGUUGAUGGGUGGGCCAUCUCCCUUAAAGGAAUGAUGAGCAUUGUGGUGUUGAUGGGCCUUGUGAUCUGUUUCCUUUAUUGGUGGGUGAAUAAUUUUGUUCCACUUCCAACCCGUAGUAAAAAGAAGAAGGAAAAGGCCAAAAUGGGGACAAUGGAGAGCUUGAAAUUCUUGGUGUCUUCAAAAUACAUUAGAGAUCUUGCCACAUUGGUGGUUGCAUAUGGUAUUAGCAUCAAUCUUGUGGAGGUUACUUGGAAAUCGAAGCUCAAGGCUCAGUUUCCAAGCCCAAAUGAAUAUUCCUCCUUCAUGGGUGAUUUUUCAUCAUGCACCGGAAUUGCAACUUUCACAAUGAUGUUGCUAAGUCAAUUUAUAUUUAGCAAAUAUGGGUGGGGCGUCGCAGCUACAAUCACACCCACCGUCCUCCUCCUCACUGGAGUUGGCUUCUUUUCUCUGAUUUUGUUUGGGGACCCCCUUGCUCCUGUUAUUGGGAAAUUUGGGAUGACUCCACUUCUUGCAGCCGUAUAUGUUGGUGCCCUGCAAAACAUUUUCAGCAAGAGUGCCAAGUAUAGCUUAUUCGAUCCUUGCAAAGAAAUGGCCUAUAUUCCUUUGGAUGAGGACACUAAGGUUAAAGGGAAGGCAGCUAUUGACGUUGUCUGCAAUCCGUUGGGAAAGUCUGGAGGUGCUCUGAUUCAGCAGUUCAUGAUCCUAACAUUUGGAUCACUUGCGAACUCGACUCCUUACCUUGGAGGAAUACUUAUGGUGAUCGUUGUUGCAUGGUUGGCGGCAGCCAGGUCUUUGGAUACCCAGUUCACGGCACUGCGUCAAGAGGAGGAGCUUGAGAAGGAGAUGGAAAAAGCAAGCGUCAAGAUCCCGGUUGUGGCCGAGAAUGAAACCGGGAAUGGUUCUCUUGCAAGUGAGUCGACAAGCAGUUCCUCUGAAACAUCUGCUACUACCCGCAAUAGUUAAGUAGUGUUUUCUUCCCUGAGCUGGUAGUGAAGGGAGAAUAAGCAAGAGAUGAUGAGAACAACUGUUAGGGUAUUUGUUUGUUGUAGAAUUUUAUUUACUUUCAUAUUUGUAGAAAUAAUCAGAGCUGAAGCAGGCAUGCUACUGGGUUUUUUUUAAGCUCGCUUUUUUCCAUAGGUAAGGAGCUCAGUAUCUGCUUAAUUUUGAUUCCUGUUUCUUGUAGAAUAUUGCAUUCCAUUUACAUUGAUGAAAAGCUUUUCCCCUCUCA